AUGGCUGGCAUCGGUAUAAGCGAGGUGGCCGGCGUCGGUAGUAGCGAGGUGGCCGGCGUCGGUGGUAGCGAGGUGGCCGGCAUCGGUGGUAGCGAGGUGGCCGGCAUCGGUGGUAGCGAGCUGGCCAGCAUCGGUAGUAGCGAGGUGGCCGGCGUCGGUAGUAGCGAGGUGGCCGGCGUCGGUAGUAGCGAGGUGGCCGGCGUCGGUAGUAGCGAGGUGGCCGGCGUCGGUAGUAGCGAGGUGGCCGGCAUCGGUGGUAGCGAGGUGGCCGGCGUCGGUGGUAGCGAGGUGGCCGGCGUCGGUAGUAGCGAGGUGGCCGGCGUCGGUGGUAGCGAGGUGGCCGGCGUCGGUAGUAGCGAGGUGGCCGGCGUCGGUAGUAGCGAGGUGGCCGGCAUCGGUAGUAGCGAGGUGGCCGGCAUUGUUGUAGCGACUGAACUGAUAGUGGUUGAGAUGAUCUACAUGAGCAGUUAUGAAGCAAACAGUUAUUGUUUAGCUAUGCUCUUAUCACAGUUGUAA
This is a messenger RNA of Sycon ciliatum, 516 nucleotides long. RefSeq names its product ice nucleation protein InaU-like. Lineage: Eukaryota; Metazoa; Porifera; Calcarea; Leucosolenida; Sycettidae. The record is from RefSeq and is a predicted model, not a curated record. The transcript has a single exon. The coding region runs from base 1 to 516 and encodes 171 amino acids.